This is a messenger RNA of Trichoplusia ni (cabbage looper), 1305 nucleotides long. RefSeq names its product transmembrane protein 267. The transcript has 2 exons. The record is from RefSeq and is a predicted model, not a curated record. Bases 191 to 799 code for a protein of 202 amino acids. Lineage: Eukaryota; Metazoa; Arthropoda; Insecta; Lepidoptera; Noctuidae.
GAAAAACAUUACAAUGUCAAAAUAAAGUUAUUGUCAGUUUUAAUUAAUUACUAAAUUCUUAACUAAUUGCAGUCUAAACUUGUAAUUAGUGAAAUAAAUAUGUAGUGUUACGUGCCAUAAAUAUCAACAACAACAAAAAAAGAAGUAAAAAUAGUGUAAACAAAAGCAUAACCUAUAAAAUGUUAUCAAAAUGAGAUUUUUAAAAGUUAUACUGUCUAUAGCAAUAAUCUGUUCUGCCUAUGUUGGUGAUUAUGUUGUGUUUCGGUCUAAAUAUUCUAGUUCUCACACUUUCCGCUCCUUAGCUGACUGCAGUGUUCAUGCGACGUUAGGAUUUCUCUCUUCUGCAAUAUUUUUUAGUCAUGAACACAGUUUGAAUAUCGAAAUAUGUGUCCUAAAUGUAUUAAUUUGUACAUUUGUGUCUUUAUUCAUCGAUAUAGACCACGCUUUUGUUGCUAGAUCGAUUUAUUUAAAGGACAUGACGAAUUUGAAACAACGAGGAAUAUUCCACUGCACAACAUUUUGGCUACUAAUAACAAUACUUCUUUUACUCUACAGUUAUUUUCAAAAGAAAAUAAAUAUAUAUCUCCUAUCAUUCAUGCUUAUUCUUGCAUAUUCAAGCCACCAUUUAAGAGAUGGCAAUCGGAGAGGUCUCUGGCUCUACCCAUUUGGUAGCUCACCACCCAUAGACAAACAUUUAUAUAUAUUUUUGUUAACAGUGCUGCCACAUGCCUUUGCUUAUUUGUAUCAUACUUUCAAAGGAGGUUUUGUUAAAAAUUUUGUUGUUUAUAGUAUUGUUUAAUUUUUAUAACAGUAGUUUCUAUGGGUGAUAAAUUAGUAAUAUUUUUAUAAUUGAAUGUUGUUAACAUUUUUAUGUAUAAAAGAGAUUGAAUUUGAGAUUUUUCUGUGAUAUGGGAAUGUGUGAAUAUAAGUGCCUAUAGACAUUUAUCUUUCCGCUGUGAGCUAGUGUGAUGUUCACUUAAACCUUUGCUAGAUCAAUUUAAAAAAUAUAUUCCUCUAAAAAGCGAAAUCUUUAGCAUUUUUUUCUGUUGUUACAUUGAAAAAUAGUCCUUUUAACUGAAGUUAUUGUGUGUCUGAAUGUAAUAAACGUUCAACUUGGAUUAUUUGUCUUGUAAGGCAGCUACAAGAUCUUAUUUGAAAAUGAAAUUAAGUCCACAAAUAAAAUGAGAUUAAAAUAAAGUGAUGGGUGAGACUGGUAGGUUUGAGUUUUCCGACUUUAGAUAUACAAUAUGGCGACUCAAAAGUGAUAACAUAUUGGCCUAUUUAUCUUUAAAAAUAUAUAAUGUA